GCACCACGAGCAUCUCCGGGGAACUCGUACCCUUGCACGUUAUUAGUUUACUCUGGCUGCCCAAAGCACAGCACGUUAUUGAGUGACGACACGUCAGAAUCAGAAGGGAUCUGGGCAUCUGGCACUCUGACUGACGAGGCUUGGGCAGUGAUAUCAUGCAGGCUGAAUGAAACUCUCAAAAUAUUUGGCCUGGGAGAGCUCAGUUAGGUGAGAAAAAACGGUACUAGUACAUUACGCGAAUCCUACUGUCAAGUAAUAAACAAUUGGAGUAUAUGCCCAGUGAGUUCGGUGGUCUCAUUUUGGGCACACGAUACAGAAUUACAGACAGACAGAGAGUAGGUGGUCAGUCCGAGAAGAUUUCGUGCGUGUUAGCAGGCGUGCAGCCGUGCACCGCCAUGCUGCGAUUAAAAACUAGCACUAGUUGUACUUAGCCUGUGUGGUACUAGUAAAAGGUCUGGAAUAAAAGGGCGACGGAUGCCGGCGAGGUAGGGGAGGAGAUGUCAGGGAGAGCGAGCGCCGCCGCCGGGGCCAUGGAAGAAGGGCAGGCGGGGUAUCAGAGCUCAGAAGAUGGAAGCCAUGGCAGUGGCAGUGCCAGCAACAGAUGCAACGACGACAUGAUCUCCGUGCAGUUCAUGCAGAAGAUUAUCGCGGAGGUGCUGGGCACCUACUUCAUGAUCUUCGCGGGCUGUGGCUCCGUGGUGGUGAACCUGAGCACCAACGGCACGGUGACAUUCCCGGGCAUCUGCGCCGUGUGGGGCCUGGUCGUCAUGGUGCUUGUCUACUCCGUCGGCCACAUCUCCGGCGCGCACUUCAACCCCGCCGUCACCGUCGCCUUCGCCACGUGUGGACGCUUCCCCUGGAAGCAGGUGCCGUCGUACGCGGUGGCCCAGGUGCUGGGAUCCACGCUGGCCAGCCUGACGCUGCGCGUGGUGUUCGGCGGUGCCACGGCGCACGAGCACUUCUUCGGGACGGCGCCGUCGGGGACGGUGGCGCAGGCGGUGGUGCUGGAGUUCGUCAUCUCCUUCUACCUCAUGUUCGUCGUCUCCGGCGUCGCCACCGACAACAGAGCGAUCGGUGAACUCGCUGGGCUCGCCGUCGGCGCCACCGUGCUGCUCAACGUGCUCGUCGCCGGGCCCAUCACAGGGGCAUCGAUGAACCCGGCGCGGACCUUGGGCCCGGCGAUCGUGGCAGGCCGGUACAGAAGCAUCUGGGUGUACAUGGUUGGGCCGGUGUGCGGGACAGUGACGGGCGCGUGGGCCUACAACUUGGUCCGCUUCACCGACAAGCCGCUGCGCGAGAUCACCAAGAGCGGCUCGUUCCUCAGGGCCACGGGCCGUACCAGCUAACAGACACUCCUCGCUGGACGCUAGCCGGCUAUUAUUAUGUUUCAAACGAGUAUGCUGCUGCUACAAGUACCCAAAGCUACGAACUACGUAUGUGGUUGGUACUUUGUUGUACUCUUAAUAUUUCAAUCUACUUUCCAAAUUUCUUGUGAGCGAAAAGGUAUCCAUAACUCAUACGUCUUGGUUAAUUUGUUAGCUUAAAUUGUUA
Molecule: messenger RNA, 1551 nt
Organism: Sorghum bicolor (sorghum)
Lineage: Eukaryota; Viridiplantae; Streptophyta; Magnoliopsida; Poales; Poaceae
Product: aquaporin NIP1-2
Exons: 5
Coding region: 498-1346 (282 amino acids)
Biological process (GO): transmembrane transport
Cellular component (GO): membrane
Molecular function (GO): channel activity
Source: RefSeq, a predicted model, not a curated record